CACUGAUAAAAUUGAAGUGCGAUUAAAUUUAAAAGUUAUCAGAAUAUUCUAUAUUAAUCGCAAGGAAUCUCGAUAACAUAAUUAAUUCGUACAAUAGCUGUAUGUAAAUGCCGGCAACGAACUUCAUUUGCGAAGUGAACGUGCAGCCGCCGGACUAAAAGUGCUCGUCCUGCGUAAGGAUCAGUGAAAGUCGUCGCCGAUCGAAAGUCAAGAAAUUUAUAAUUCAUGAAACUUGGAUACUCGUAGAAUACCCGUAGAAUAUCGGCCGCUCGUUUUCCUUAUUGUAUCAUCAAAGGUUAAUUUCAUGCCGCGUAAGCUUAUUCGCCGCGCGACAAAAUUGCGUGCAAAUUAUGCGAUUAAUAACUGUCCGUUGUUGCAUGCUGUCGGGAAAUCUAUCUUUUAUUAUGCACAGUAACGCGCGUACAGAUUGAAUGUAUUCCGUAAUUCUGGCCGUAAAUUAGUGGGCUUAAAAAUUAUUGGAAUCUCGAUGAAAGCUUCGUUGAGCUGCGGAAUCUGCAGAGUCAGAGAAUUGAAAUGGGAGCAAAAGUUUAUUGCAGAGAAAUGAAAUUACGUAGAAUGAAAUGUAUGUAAAAAAUAUACAGGAUGUUCUCAUUCUCGUGCAUUAUUUGUGACAGCCUCUUUAAUCAAUCUGAAUGUUUUUCUUAGGCAAAAAUGUCAAAGCAAGUCAUCACAAUUGCAGCACUUUUUCGAUUUCUAGCAUCAGGUAUCUUUAAGCUCUGAAUUAAACAUAUUAAAAUAAAUUUAAUUUAAAAGAAAAAGCUGUUUUGGUAUUUAUUUAGCUUCUUAAAUUUUCAUUUGUGAAAACAUCUUUUCUUCGUUUACUUCAUUUAUAACUCGCAAAAAUUACGCUGUCUCGAAACUUUUGUUAAGAACAAAUAAUCUCUAAAGUGAAAAGAAUUUAUCGUUAAAAAUAAAGUAUGCGAAAAGGGAAAUAAUUUUCUCUCUAUAAAUAUAUGUAUUUAUGAAAUAAAAUGUGAUGUACUGUCGAUGACACAUUGUAGUCGUUUUAUUUUACGAAUAAAACGACGCGUGUAUUUUAAAUAAUAUAUUGCCGUUAUUUUAUUUCACAAACGAAACGACGACAAUAUCAAAUAUUGAUCAGAUUUAUGACCGAUUCAUGGGACUGUAAUACCAAGUAGCAAUAAAACCGGAGAAAUUUUCAAUCCGCGCGCAAAACGGGACUUGUAAAACCAGAGAGAUUGUAAAAAUUAAUAAAUCCCGAUCGAGUUUUUAAUUCGCGCGUUAAAGCCAUAUGUUUACAACCCUGCGCUGGAAAUUUCCAAACUUUCACGCGGCGCGUUGUAUUUGUCUUUUAAUGCGAUAACGUUAGAUUUGUUUGCGUUACAUGCGCUUUCUACAUCGUGCGUUGAAACAGGACGAUUACGAUAGGUCUUCGGCAAGACACGAGAGGAAAAAAAGGCAAGGACGAAACGUUCAUAGAAAGUACUCGCGAACGCGGAGCAGAGCAUCCGACGUUACAUUAGUGCGCUUGUGCGAAUUGAUGCGUCGACCGGCGACGUCAGCUUCCCAGUUGCAUCCCAAUCGCUAAUCCUUAUGUGAACGAUACUUUACUUUCACCGGUUGUAACGCCGUAAUCCCUUCCUUUUUUUUUCCUCGCCUCUUACCACCGCCGCGUGUGACGACACCGCGUGGUCGAUUAUCCAUCUGCCGUAAUCGCGCGGUAUCGCGUGCGAAGCGAAAUGGGGUUGCGACCCGACGUGAUCCACGAGUGGCCAUAUCGUGCAGCCACUCGAAGAACAUGAGCGUAGUAUUUCGCACGUGCAAACGACCGGAUAAACGGACCGUGUUGUGCAAUAUGAAACUGAAGGACAAUUUAGACGCGUUAACGUCAAGCUCCAUCAUCUCCGGACUGUUCAUAACCACAAUGAUGAAAACGAGAAAUGGAGAGAGACAGCCUCGAAUAGAACAACUACUCUCGAACGAGUAUCAACGAAUUUGGUGGCAAGAGAAAACAGCUUGGGAUAAAACCGUAAUUGCCAAAAAAGUUGCGAGCAAAAAGAUAUUACCUCGUAAGCUGAUUAAGAAGAAAGUACCGACAUGUGUGACCGUUAAAUAUCCAACAAGAGAGGAGCGACUUUCGAAAGAAAAAAUGAGAGAAGUUAAAAAGAAAUCUAACGAGAAUUCUAGCACCGAGGAAACAACAUUUGUAAAACAUAGUAAUAUGAAAUUUAAGAAACGUGAAGAAAUAAAAUUAGAAGAUUGCGAAGAAACGAAAUUGUUAAAGCAGAAAGACACAAAUUCAAAAAAUUAUGAAGAAAUAAAAUCAGAGGAACAGGAAAAACCAAACUCGGAAAAUCAUGAAGAAACAAAAUCAGAAAAUUUGGAGGAAACGAACCAGGCAGAAGGCGAAGAAACAAAAUCAGAUCAAAUCAAAGAAAUAAAAUCAGAAGAAUACGAAAAAACAAAAGUAGAAAAAUAUAAAGAAACAAAAUCUGAACAAUGUGAAGAAACAAAAUCAAAACAAAUCGAAGAAGUAAAAUCAGAAAGACACGAAGAAACAAAAUCGAAAAAAUGUGAGGAAACGAAAUCAGGACAAGGUGAAGAAACAAAAUUAGAAAAAUGCGAAGAAGCAAAAUCAGAAAUAAACGAAGAAACGAAAUCAGAAAAAAGUAAAGAUACAAAGUCGCAAAAAUAUGUGGAAGCAAAAUUAGAAGAACGCGAAGAAACACAAUUAGAAAAAUAAAGACAAAACAAGCUACAAGAAAAAAGUAUAUAAAAUUUACUAAAAAUUACAAAAUUAGAAAAUAACUAAUAAAUAAUUGAAUUACACUAUAUCUUGUUUAAUAUGAUGAAUAAAAAAGUUGAAACUAA
Messenger RNA from Monomorium pharaonis (pharaoh ant), 2853 nucleotides. Its product is annotated as axoneme-associated protein mst101(2). The transcript has 3 exons. Lineage: Eukaryota; Metazoa; Arthropoda; Insecta; Hymenoptera; Formicidae. The record is from RefSeq and is a predicted model, not a curated record. Bases 1781 to 2725 code for a protein of 314 amino acids.